Molecule: messenger RNA, 1611 nt
Organism: Lecanosticta acicola
Lineage: Eukaryota; Fungi; Ascomycota; Dothideomycetes; Mycosphaerellales; Mycosphaerellaceae
Source: the annotation of a GenBank genome assembly
AUGGCCCUCUCUCGCCAUCACGCCGCUGUCUCCCGUCCGCUCAACGUCGAGGAAAUCACGCGCGAGGGCGACGCUUUCGAGUUCUCCACCCACAGAUCUCUGCAACAAUGGCUACGCGCGGCGAAAAUGCUCCUGAACGAGGCUGCCAUGUGCGAGGAGGACGGCAACUAUCAAAUGGCCUAUCUGUAUCGCUAUCGGCACUGUCAGCUGAUCUUGACCAAACUACCGGCCCAUCCCGAGUAUCGUGAUGAGCGCUACAAGGACGAAUUGGCGCGAGCUCGCAGGGAAGUGAUGAGCGGCCUCAAGAAAAUGGAAGCCUGGAAGCCACGGAUCAUCCAGGAGUACCAACGAUAUGUCAAGGCCAUGGAGCGGAGAAAUGCCGAGAGGCAGAGGGUCCAAGAAGAAUGUGACCAAUUUGCCAGGGGGAGUCAGGCGUUCGAUGGGUCUCGCAGAGGUUCACUUGCAUCUCUUGGUGGCGCUCAAUCGCUGAACGCCAACGAAAAUAGAGAAUUCGCCGUCGACUUGGCGGAGCGUGAGAUCAGACGGAGAGAUGCAAGCAGACGAUCCACCAAGCAGGCCGGCAUCUCUCCCUCCGUUGUAGCCUCACGGCGUCAAGGCUUCAUUGCCAACGACGUCCCAGGUGACGACUACAGCAGGACCAGUGAUGGCGUCCGAGAAGCCGGACGCUACCUCCAGCGAGAGCCCCAUCGAUCUUCCAGAGAUUACGAGCCUCAAUACCGUCAGCGGCCUUCUUCAUCAUACCACUACCCUACUGUCCCCCAAAGAGAAGCACGGAUGGAAUGGAACGAGUCGACCUGGCAACAUCCUCCACCCUCACGACCCCGUCAGGAGCCUCCGCCAGCUCGCCCAGCCAAGGAGUCUCUUUACGACUACCGAGCGACCGAACUCCCUAGUAGAGACGCGCCUGCUCUCCCACCCAAGUCGCGCUACUCCCCGCCGCCUCACUCGCCACCAACAGCUUCCCCCUCGCCCCCUCCAGCAUCCCACCAACCUUCAGGAGCAAAAUACACCUUCAAACCGACCGCCUUCACCGAAUCCGGCUCUCCCCUCCGAACAGUCCUCCUCCCUCCCGACCUUCGCACCGCAUUCCUCAACCUCGCGCACGAGAACACGCUCCGCAACCUGGAAACCUGCGGCAUCCUCUGCGCGACCCUCAUCUCCAACGCCCUCUUCAUCACCCACCUCAUCGUCCCGGACCAGACGUCCACCUCCGACACCUGCGACACCACCGAGGAAGGCGACAACGCCCUCUUCGACUUCUGCGACUCCCACAACCUCCUCGUCUGCGGCUGGAUCCACACCCACCCCUCGCAAUCCUGCUUCCUCAGCUCCCGCGACCUGCACACGAGUAGCGGGUACCAGGUCAUGCUCCCGGAAGCCAUUGCCAUUGUCUGCGCGCCGAGGUAUCUGCCCGACUGGGGCAUUUUCCGCUUGACGGAGCCGCCCGGGCUGGAGCAUAUCCUGGGUUGUGAGCAGAAGGGACUCUUUCAUCCGCAUGCGGAAGAGGAUUUGUAUACGGAUGCGCUGAGGCCGGGACAUGUGGUGGAAGGGCCCGGGUUGAAGUUUGAGGUUGUGGAUUUGAGGAUGUGA